Messenger RNA from Lolium perenne, 1971 nucleotides. Its product is annotated as aberrant root formation protein 4. The record is from RefSeq and is a predicted model, not a curated record. Lineage: Eukaryota; Viridiplantae; Streptophyta; Magnoliopsida; Poales; Poaceae. Gene Ontology annotation, molecular function: ubiquitin-protein transferase inhibitor activity. Gene Ontology annotation, cellular component: cytoplasm.
GGGUGCUGGCUUUCCAUGGCGGGCUCCAUGGCUGCCACCGCCGCCCACACCGACAUCGCCGACCUCUCUGGCAAUUUCUCCGGCGGAAAAGCUCGGCUUCAACUGCGGAAUCAAUUGGAUGCCUUAUCUGUGGCGCCCAAUUCCGCUGCAGCAGCCCUGGCCGCCGCUUCCGUAUCUCUUAUCCUCACUUCCGCUGCCGAAAACAUGGAACAAUGGUAUUCGGAAGAUGAGUCCGAGUUACAUGAGGCGAUGAUGCUCGGAGAGGUACUCACGUUCGUCACAGGUCCAUCCUGCAACCAGAUGGCCAUGGACGCACUGUCUUUAGAGCUCCCGAAUCCUGUGGCCAAGCUCGGUGCUAUCUGUCUGGAUUUAAGUGCUGCCAAGGCUAUACUUGAGAGGUUUGCAUUCAAUUGCAGCCCAAGAGAUAACGUCCUGAUACUCUGCGAGGCACUGGAUAGACACAGCUCAGUACCAGUGGUGAAUAGUGCUUCCUACUUCAGCAUACUGAUAGAUGGGAUUGGAAAGGUGCUUCCUUUGAUUCAGAGUCAUCAUGCAUAUAAUAUAAAGAUGGCACUGAGAGUUGUCAUUGGAUGUGUGAAAUAUAGCGUAUCUGUAUUGAAGGAGCAUAAUGGAAGAAAUGCUAUUGGUUUAUUCAAUGCAGCCUUUGGAUUCAGCAAUACUGUUCAAGAAAUGUGUGAAAGAAUGAUUGAUGAUGAAAAGGAAGAAGUAACUACAACACUUGGUUUGUUUGCACUUCAAAAUGUUGCUUUAAUUUCACAAAGUAAACAAGAGCAUUCAUUGUCAUGUGGUCUGCUUGCUAUUGGUUAUUCACAAUUGGCAAUACAGUCUGGAUUUUCAUGGAAGGGCCUUCUAUGUGGCGAUGGUAUUAGAUCAGCUAUUGGAAAGAAUAAUGAAGGUUUGGGUAUGAGCAAAUUAGAGUUCUUUUCUCUGGCUAUCGAAGGUGCACAUCUUUCAGUUACUUGGAUGAACAACUAUCACAAUAUGCUUGAGAUUCUACCAGCUAUUGCGGAAGUCAAUUUAGCAUGGACUGAUAAGUGGAGGGCAAUUCAGAUGUGCAAGUAUGUACUCCGCUCGAGGAAUUACCAGUGGCAGAUCAAAUCCUGGAGCUUAGAGUUUCUUUCAAUUUUCGAUGAAAGUUCUAGUGAGGAAGCAAGUCAGGAUGAACGUUUAGUAUCAGUUCAUAUUGCGAUUGUGAUGAUAAAGGAAAUCGAGGGUAUGAGGACAUCUGUCCCAGAUGAAUCAGUGCAUACAAAAGCUUAUGCUGCUAUAAAGAAGAUCAUUCGAAUGUUGCCUCAGUGCGAAAGAUUCACAUUGCUGCAUGAGCUUUUAAAGGACAGGACGUGCCCAAUUUCGACAGGGUAUCUUCUGGAAAUGGUGAAAGAGGAUAUUAAUACAGAGUGUAAGUUGUUCGAUGAAUUGCAAGAUUACGAGGCAUUACCACCUUGUUUUCAGGACUGCCUUGAUUUUCUGUUUAUAAAUUUGAGCCGUCCUUAUGAAGAUAAUCUUGAUUCCUGGGGAAAGGUGUUGGACUGUCUCAAUUUGCUCAGAUAUCUCCUGAUGAGAGGAUCAAGAAUAUUACCAAAGCCUGUAGUGAGAAGAAUUUGUCUUGAGUUGAUAGCCUCACUAAGAUAUCACCUUGCUGCAAGGCUAAGCGGCAAUGAUGAUUGCACGAUUCACGAGGAACUUGUUUGGCUGGUUGUUUGGGUGGUUGUUGACAGGUGUAUGACACUGGCGGAAGAUCUGGUCGCCGCACCCGUGGAUGGGUGAUGCAGUGCUCAAAGGAGUAGGCAAACUAACUGGUGCUGGGGUUGGUGGUGUAUCGAACAAGGGGACGUGUGUACGCCCACUCUUAUUGGAUGAGGUUUAACAGCGAGAUGGAUAAAUCUGAUAACAAGUUAAUUAUCAACCUUUCUAACUACUAGUUGAAAAUAUACUAGAUUUAUUUUUGCA